AUGGAAAGGUACAAAAUUUUGAAAACUGUUGGCGAUGGCACUUUCGGGACUGUCUAUAAAGCAGUCAAUAAAUCAAACGGUGAAGUCGUAGCUAUCAAAAAGAUGAAAAAGAAAUUCUACAACUGAGAUGAAUGUCUCGCCCUUCGAGAAAUCAAAUCAUUGCGAAAACUGUCUCAUCAAAAUAUAAUUAAGAUGAAAGAAGUGAUCCGUGUCAACGACGAGCUGCACUUAGUCUUCGACUAUUUGGACCAAAAUGUAUAUGAACUCAUUAAAGGUAGAUCUGAUUACCUGCCUGAAUCUCAAAUUCGGUCCAUUAUGUAUCAAACCUUCCUAGGACUGGCUUAUAUGCAUAAACAAGGAUUUUUCCACAGAGACCUGAAGCCAGAAAACCUUAUGGUCCACCAAGAGAUAUGCAAAAUCGCUGACUUUGGACUUGCAAGAGAAAUUAGGAGCAAGCCGCCGUAUACAGAUUACGUAAGCACCAGGUGGUAUAGAGCGCCAGAAAUUCUGCUGAGGAGUACAAAUUAUAAUUCUCCUGCUGAUAUUUUUGCGAUGGGAUGUAUAAUGGUUGAGCUUUAUAAUUUAAGACCUCUAGCUCCAGGUAAUAACGAAAAUGACCAAAUGUUUAAAUUUUGUACAGCAUUAGGAACGCCUUCUCCUUCUGAUUGGGCUGAAGGGUAUCGUCUCGCUUCACAGAUGGGUUAUCAUUUUCCUCAAGCUACUGCAGUUCCAUUGAGAACUUUAGUUCCUGGUGCUUGUAGUGAAGCUUUGUCUUUAUUAGAACAACUAUUAACUUGGAAUCCUCAAAGCAGGCCGACAGCUUCAGACUGUCUCCAACACCCUUAUUUCACUAAUUACCAGCCAAUUUUGUCAGGUCAGCCUACUCCUCAAGCAGAAGACCCAACUUCUCGAGGAAAUAUAGAAAGUAGAGGAAAAGGACUGCCUUCAGCUUUUCGUAGAACUAAUUCAAAAUGGUCGCAGGGAAGCUCUAGAAUUGGUGGGGGAAGCUCUAAAGGAAAAUGAAAUAUCAAGGCAAAUAUCCCAGUUGUCGAUAAAAAAGAUUUUGUGUUACCAAAAUUGCCUGAGGUUGCAGAAUUAUAGCUUUUUCCUUUAAAUUGCCCAUUUGGUUAAAGGCUAUGAGAUAUCUAUAGGAAAUUCUUAUAUCAAACUUUGGAGUUGCUAAAAGAAAUCCUCCUAAUAAAUAUAUGCCUGAAAAUAAUGCACAAGGACUGUCAGGGCAACAGCGAGAAGAUUUAUACCUGCCACCAGUUGUAAACCCAGGGUCUGGAAAAAUGCUGCCGUCAGUUUAUGAUAGACAGCCACCAAAAGACUUCAGCAUAUACAAUCCUCCCUCAAAUUUUGCCUUAGAUAGACAGCCGCUACGAGAAUUCGGCGAAAAAAAUCCUAACAAUAAGCCACGCGAUUUUUCAAUUGACAGACAAGACUACGAUAUCUAUGGAGUAAAAGGCCAAAAUAACUAUUCGCAUGACAAAAACACGCCAGGAGAACGAUAUCCAUCUGGAAAUGGAGGUUUAGGUCGAGGAUUUUUAGACAAACUGCCUAAGUACAACCCUCCAGCAUUUCCAUAUAUGAACCAGCCGAAAAAGCUUCCGCCUGUAGGAGGGCUUUCUGGGAUAGGAAGCAAUAUUAUGGGGUCUAAAAUGCAGAUGCAGCCCAGAGGAAUGCAGAAAGCGUCUAUGCUGCCAGCUCUUGGAAGACAUCGAUAUUAG
Blepharisma stoltei is the source of this 1730-nucleotide messenger RNA. NCBI's taxonomy places the organism in Eukaryota, Ciliophora, Heterotrichea, Heterotrichida, Blepharismidae. The record is from the annotation of a GenBank genome assembly.